Messenger RNA from Marchantia polymorpha subsp. ruderalis, 588 nucleotides. NCBI's taxonomy places the organism in Eukaryota, Viridiplantae, Streptophyta, Marchantiopsida, Marchantiales, Marchantiaceae. The record is from the annotation of a GenBank genome assembly.
CAGUUCAUCUUCUCAUCCUCGAGCUUUAUCCACUAUAUCGUCAUCGUCUCCAGCUUUGGCACGUCUUUCGCGGUUUGAUCAUUCGACUUCGAGUAAGUCAAGUCUACCAGCGUCUCUCAAUAUGUCUGGAUGUGGUAAUUCAUCAUGCUCAUGCGGAGCAUCUUGCAGCUGCAACGGAUGCAGCUGCAAGAGGUCGUUUGACACCUUCCCAACUGUUACCAACAUGGAGGGAUUCCAGGAUGAAGGAUGCAAGUGUGGAGACAGCUGCAGUUGCAAUCCUUGCAACUGCAAAUGAAGUAUUUCGACUCGGAAAAGAUGAUCGACUACUCCAGACGGUUCAAUGACCACGUUUUGGUCACUGUCACGCUGCACGCCAUGAUAGACUUCGUGACAUACCUAUGCAUAAAAAAUAAACAGUUUUUUCAUUUUGCUAUGUUCAUUAGAACCCAAGUGUGGGCACGUAUAUGCACUACACUGUGAUUAAAAUAUGUCUUACGAGUGAAUAGAUUUAAUAAAUCAUAACGGAGCAAUAACCUCUGAAACGGGGCCUCUUUUAUUUCUGCAAUCGAUGUCUCUAGUCACUUGCUC